UCCGAGCCACGGUAUCCGUACCUCCGCGAAAUGUAGAAAUCCUUGGGACAGGACUGUGUCCGUGUACAGCGCCAAGCACAGUCCAGCACUCAAAUGCCCCGGGUGCCAGCCAGACACAUGCCCCGUCCUCCAACACACACAGACUCCUCCAUCCUGAGAUAUGCUACCACCUGCGGCCACCAUCCUGCAGACACUUAGCUUCUGUGCUCUGUCAAGUUGAACCUGUGGGAAGAUGGUUUGAAGCAUUUAUUAAGAGGCGAAACAUAAAUGUUUCUGCCUCUUUCCAGGAACUGGAGGAUGAGAAAGAGCUCUCUGAAGAGUCAGGGGAUGAAGAAUUGCAGCUUGAGGAAUUUCCUAUGUUAAAAACACUUGAUCCAAAGGACUGGAAGAAUCAGGAUCACUAUGCAGUUCUUGGACUAGGACACGUAAGAUACAGGGCCGCUCAGAAACAAAUCAAAGCAGCCCAUAAAGCCAUGGUUUUGAAACAUCAUCCAGACAAGCGAAAAGCUGCAGGGGAGCAGAUAGGUGAAGGUGACAAUGACUAUUUUACCUGUAUAACUAAAGCUUAUGAAAUUUUGUCUGAUCCUGUGAAGAGACGAGCAUUUAACAGCAUAGAUCCUACUUUUGAUAACUCUGUACCUUCUAAAAGUGAAGCAAAGGAAAAUUUCUUUGAAGUGUUUUCACCAGUUUUUGAAAGGAAUGCCAGAUGGUCAAAUAAGAAAAAUGUUCCUAAACUGGGGGACAUGAACUCUUCAUUUGAAGAUGUGGAUGCAUUUUAUUCAUUCUGGUAUAAUUUUGAUUCUUGGAGAGAGUUUUCUUAUUUAGAUGAAGAAGAAAAAGAAAAAGCAGAAUGUCGAGAUGAGAGGAGGUGGAUAGAAAAACAGAACAGAGCAGCCAGAGCACUGAGGAAAAAAGAAGAGAUGAACAGGAUAAGGACAUUAGUUGACGCUGCAUACAGCUGUGAUCCUAGAAUAAAGAAAUUCAAGGAAGAAGAAAAGGCAAAGAAAGAAGCAGAAAAGAAAGCAAAGGUAGAAGCAAAACGAAAAGAACAGGAAGCCAAAGAAAGACAAAGACAAGCAGAAUUAGAAGCAGCACGGUUAGCUAAAGAGAAGGAAGAGGAAGAAGUUAGACAACAAGCAUUGCUGGCAAAAAAAGAAAAAGAUAUACAGAAAAAAGCAAUUAAGAAGGAAAGGCAAAAAUUGAGAACAACAUGCAAGAACUGGAAUUACUUUUCUGAUAAUGAGGCAGAGUGUGUAAAAAUGAUGGAAGAGGUGGAAAAGCUUUGUGAUCGUCUUGAACUAGCAAGCCUGCAAUGCUUGAAUGAAGCACUUACAUCCACGACAAGGGAAGGAGGAAAGGCUGCUGUAGAAAAACAGAUAGAAGAAAUAAAUGAACAGAUCAAGCGAGAAAGAGAAGAAGCAGAGGCUCGUUUGCGCCAAGCGAUGAAGAGUUCAGAGAGGUCAACAAGUGGUGGUGGAGGUGGAAGUAAAAACUGGUCAGAAGAUGACUUACAGUUAUUGAUUAAAGCUGUGAACCUCUUCCCCGCUGGGACUAACUCAAGGUGGGAAGUUAUUGCCAAUUAUAUGAACUUGCAUUCUACUACUGGAAUAAAACGAACAGCAAAAGAUGUCAUCAAUAAAGCAAAGAGCCUCCAGAAACUUGACCCUCAUCAAAAGGAUGACAUAAACAAGAAAGCUUUUGAUAAGUUUAAAAAAGAGCAUGGAGUGGUACCUCAGACAGAGAGUGCUGCACCAUCAGAGCGAUUUGAAGGACUAGUCACAGAUUCAGCCCCUUGGACUACAGAAGAGCAAAAACUUUUAGAACAGGCUUUGAAGACAUAUCCAGUAAAUACUCCUGAAAGAUGGGAAAAAAUAGCAGCUGCUGUCCCAGGGCGGUCAAAAAAAGACUGCAUGAAGCGCUACAAGGAACUUGUUGAAAUGGUUAAAGCAAAGAAAGCUGCCCAAGAACAAGUGUUGAAUGCUGCUAAAGCAAAGAAAUGAGACUCAGUGACAAUCUUUGUUCUGUUUUAUAAUAAAAUGCAAAUACUGUACAUGUUUUUAUUCUUUAGACAAAUCACAUGAAUAAAUGUUAACUUUCUGAAAUUAGUUUCUCCAACUACAAAAGGGUAAGGACUGAGAAUAACUGUCAAGGUGACUUCCCCAUAAGUGACGUUUGUGUAAUUUUUGGACACCAUUUCCCAUGGUAGGGCUUUUGGUACUGAACUUGAGGGGCAAGGGGUUCAGAGAAAUCAAAUGUGUUUGUCUAUAUGCCUUGUGACAACUGCUUUAGAAAUCUAGUAGUUUCAUUAAAACAUUUAUCAUGUGUUCUUAA
Molecule: messenger RNA, 2331 nt
Organism: Caretta caretta (loggerhead turtle)
Lineage: Eukaryota; Metazoa; Chordata; Testudines; Cheloniidae
Gene: DNAJC2
Product: DnaJ heat shock protein family (Hsp40) member C2
Biological process (GO): regulation of translational fidelity; 'de novo' cotranslational protein folding
Cellular component (GO): cytosol
Molecular function (GO): Hsp70 protein binding; ribosome binding
Source: RefSeq, a predicted model, not a curated record